Molecule: messenger RNA, 1598 nt
Organism: Oryza sativa Japonica Group (Japanese rice)
Lineage: Eukaryota; Viridiplantae; Streptophyta; Magnoliopsida; Poales; Poaceae
Product: probable cinnamyl alcohol dehydrogenase 1
Molecular function (GO): zinc ion binding; oxidoreductase activity, acting on the CH-OH group of donors, NAD or NADP as acceptor
Source: RefSeq, a predicted model, not a curated record
UCCUCAAAAACUACCUCCAACCAAAACAGGGCCGUAAAGGAAAAUCUUCCGUGUCGUCGUCUCCUCCGCUCCUUGCGCCAAGACGAGUCGCGGCUCAACAGCGGAGAGGCGGCGAUCUCCCAUCUGGCGAGCAGAGCAGGGGAGGGGAAGGGAUCUUGGUUUGGAAGAAGCUCUUCUCUUAAUUUCAGAGCCUUAAUCUUAAUACAAGUGACAGUUUGUUUGUUCCCCAAAAAGCUGAAUCCGCCCCUGUCCAGUGUUAGAGUGGCAUGGCUGCUGAAUGUGGAAGUGGCAACUGUGAUGCUUGGGCAGCGAGAGAUCCUUCAGGGAUCCUCUCCCCGUACAAGUUCAACCGCAGGGCUGUACAAAGUGACGAUGUUUCCUUGAGGAUCACACACUGUGGUGUUUGUUAUGCUGAUGUUGCAUGGACAAGGAAUAUACUCAACAAUUCGAUGUACCCUUUAGUCCCUGGGCAUGAGAUAGCAGGAGUUGUAACUGAGGUUGGUGCAGACGUCAAGAGCUUCAAAGUGGGUGACCAUGUAGGUGUUGGCACAUACGUGAAUUCAUGCCGGGACUGUGAGAACUGCAAUAGCUCUCUAGAGAACUACUGCUCACAACAUGUCUUCACUUUCAAUGGUGUUGACACUGAUGGGACUGUCACAAAGGGAGGAUAUUCUACUCACAUAGUAGUACAUGAGAGGUAUUGCUUUAAAAUACCUGAUGGCUACCCUUUGGAAAAGGCAGCACCUUUACUUUGUGCUGGCAUCACUGUAUAUAGUCCGAUGAUGCGGCAUAAUAUGAACCAGCCAGGGAAGUCACUCGGCGUCAUUGGACUUGGUGGCUUGGGUCACAUGGCAGUAAAAUUUGGGAAAGCCUUUGGACUGAAAGUCACAGUUAUUAGUACUAGUGAAUCAAAGAGAAAAGAAGCUAUUGACCUUCUUGGUGCAGAUAAUUUCGUGGUGUCAUCGGAUGAAAAUCAGAUGGAGACCUUGAAAAGCUCUCUGAACUUCAUUAUUGACACAGCCUCCGGCGAUCACCCAUUCGAUCCUUAUCUCACGCUUCUGAAAGUUGGUGGUGUAAUGGCACUACUUAGCUUCCCAAGUGAAAUCAAAGUGCAUCCUGCAAACCUUAAUCUCGGUGGGCGGAGUUUAUCUGGUAGUGUAACUGGAGGUACGAAGGACAUCCAGGAGAUGAUAAACUUCUGUGCGGCAAACAAAAUCUACCCAGAUAUCGAGAUGAUCAAGAUAGAUUACAUCAACGAGGCUCUUCAGAGGCUUGUUGACCGGGAUGUCAGAUUUCGCUUUGUAAUCGACAUUGAGAACUCGUUCAAGUAGUAUCUUGAUAUCUUCAGUACACCAUUAAUGAUAGAAGUGUAUGCAAUAAUAAUAAGUUUAAAUGUCCUACAAGAUGAUGAGACCAUGAGACAGUUCCAGAACAAAAUGUUCCAUUUUAAGAAGCAAUUUGGUUCUGUUUUCAGUUAUUUUCAGGAGUAAAUUGUAUUGGUGGUACACAAACUUAUUUGGUGGGUGUAAUUUAAUACAUAAACUUGUUUGUUGGGUGUAAUUUAGUAUAUAAAUUUGUUUGUUGGGUGUAGUUUAGUA